GCCACGGACGGGUGUUGAAUCUCCUCUGUGGCAACCUGCACCUAAACAACUCCGCAAUUCGCGAUCACUCGACCAAGCCCCCGCGCGCCUGACGAAACUCGCCCGCCAUGUCGAACACAGACUUCCUCGACCGCGCAAUCAAGCAGGUCCGCCUAGCCAUCGACGCCGACAAUGCCGCCCAGUACGAGAAAGCCUACCAGCUCUACUACCAAUCCCUCGAACUCUUCAUGCUAGCCCUAAAAUGGGAGAAGAACCCAAAGUCCAAGGAGAUGAUCCGCGCCAAGACAGGAGAGUACAUGGACCGCGCCGAGAAGCUCAAAGCGCACCUCGCCGACGCCGAAGCGAAGCGCAAAAAGCCUGGGAUGGUGGGUGUUAACGGCACCACGACCGGCGGCACAGGGAAAGGGAAGGAGGCGGGCGAGGACGGCGGAGACUCGCUCGAUGAGGACAGCAAGAAGCUGCGCAAUGCGCUCGCGGGCGCCAUCUUGCAGGAGCGGCCCAACGUUAGAUGGGACGACGUUGCUGGGCUGGAGGGAGCGAAGGAGGCGCUCAAGGAGGCGGUUCUGCUGCCGAUCAAGUUCCCCCACCUGUUCCAUGGCAAGAGGCAGCCGUGGAAGGGUAUCUUGCUGUACGGACCGCCAGGAACAGGCAAGAGUUAUCUGGCCAAGGCCGUCGCGACAGAGGCGAAGAGCACGUUCUUCAGCGUGAGUAGCUCGGAUCUGGUGAGCAAGUGGAUGGGCGAGAGCGAAAGGCUAGUCCGCCAACUCUUCGCCAUGGCGCGCGAGAACAAGCCGUCGAUCAUCUUCAUCGACGAGAUCGACGCGCUGUGCGGGCCGCGCGGGGAAGGCGAGUCGGAAGCGUCGCGGCGAAUAAAGACGGAGAUGCUCGUGCAGAUGGACGGCGUCGGCAAGGACACCAAGGGCGUGCUGAUCCUCGGCGCGACCAACAUCCCCUGGCAGCUGGACGCGGCCAUCCGGCGGCGCUUCCAGCGGCGCGUGCACAUCGGCCUGCCCGACCUCGCCGCCCGCACGACCAUGUUCAAGCUCGCGGUCGGCGACACCAAGACGGCGCUCCGGCCCGAGGACUUCCGCGAGCUGGCCCGCGCGGCCGAAGGCUACUCCGGGUCGGACAUCAGCAUCGUGGUGCAGGACGCGCUGAUGCAGCCCGUGCGCAAGAUCCAGCAAGCAACGCACUUCAAGAGGGUAAUGGUCGACGGCAAGCCGAAGGUCACACCAUGCUCGCCGGGCGACCCUCAGGCGGAGGAGAUGACCUGGGAGAUGGUGUCGUCAGAAGAGCUGCUCGAGCCGGUGGUGGAGAAGAAGGACUUCAUCAGGGCCAUCAAGGCGAGUCGGCCCACUGUGUCGCAAGUGGACCUCGAGAAGAACGAGGAGUGGACAAGAGAAUUUGGCAGUGAAGGGGCGUGAUUGCCUGAAGCGAUGGAGCGCUGGGAGCUGGUUGGUUUUCGCGAGAAACGAGGGCUUCUCGCACACGAGGUCAUUAAGUGUUGGCGUGUGGCGUUCAGUAGAGAUCCAACGGCUUGGCGUAUGGCACGGAUAGGACCUUCCGGGUCCUCUUGCAGAUUGAGCACGAUGAUAAGACAGGGUGAUCUUGAGCCUCCUUCGCAAUGCAUGUUCCCUGUUCGGCAGGGCCAUAGAGUCUGC
This is a messenger RNA of Thermothielavioides terrestris NRRL 8126, 1661 nucleotides long. RefSeq lists its product as uncharacterized. The coding region runs from base 108 to 1424 and encodes 438 amino acids. The transcript is spliced from 3 exons. NCBI's taxonomy places the organism in Eukaryota, Fungi, Ascomycota, Sordariomycetes, Sordariales, Chaetomiaceae. Gene Ontology annotation, molecular function: ATP hydrolysis activity; ATP binding. The record is from RefSeq and is a predicted model, not a curated record. Gene Ontology annotation, biological process: vacuole organization; endosomal transport.